Messenger RNA from Echinops telfairi (small Madagascar hedgehog), 852 nucleotides. RefSeq names its product microtubule-associated protein 1B-like. Gene Ontology annotation, cellular component: neuronal cell body; cytosol; dendrite. Gene Ontology annotation, biological process: dendrite development; regulation of microtubule depolymerization; axonogenesis. The record is from RefSeq and is a predicted model, not a curated record. The transcript has 3 exons. Gene Ontology annotation, molecular function: microtubule binding; actin binding. Bases 315 to 608 code for a protein of 97 amino acids. NCBI's taxonomy places the organism in Eukaryota, Metazoa, Chordata, Mammalia, Afrosoricida, Tenrecidae.
CCCGGGGCCAAGGGCUGGAAGAGCCAGGCUUGUGCCGGGUGGUCCUUUCCUCCCCCUCUUCCUUCUCCUCCCGGGCUCCCAGGCUAGUCUCCAUAUAAAAAGCCGCGCCGCCUCCCCUCCCUCCGGCUCCUCUCCGCCUAGCUCUCAGCACAGCUAGCAAAGGGCGGAGGGGGAGGCGGCGCGCAGCGCCGGGAGGAGGGGGGACGCAGGGGGCGGAGCCGAGGCAGCACCUUCGGAGAUAAUCCUUUCUCCUGCGGCAUAGGAGAGCAGCGGCCGGAGCGGGACACAGCGCAGAGGCUACAGGGGCCGGCAGGAUGGCGACCGUGGUGGUGGAAGCCACCGAGCCGGAGCCGUCCGGCAGCAUCGCUAACCCGGCGGCAUCCACCUCACCCAGCCUGUCGCAUCGCUUCCUGGACAGCAAGUUCUACCUGCUGGUGGUCGUCGGCGAGAUUGUGACCGAGGAGCACCUGCGGCGCGCCAUCGGCAACAUCGAGCUCGGAAUCCGAUCCUGGGAUACCAACCUGAUUGAAUGCAACUUGGACCAGGAACUGAAACUCUUUGUGUCUCGACACUCUGCAAGAUUCUCCCCUGAAGUUCCAGUGGUCUAAGGGGGUGAUUUCUGUUGCCUGUGAAGUCAGCUUUCCUUGUUCCAGACAAAUGUGAGAAAGAAGGGCUCCUGGGAAGGAGCAUUUCACAAUGGGCCGCAGAGGCUGGAGGAACGAACAGAGUGUAAGACGCAAAAGAAUGUUAUUUUAAGAGACCGUUCCAAACUCACGUUGAAGGCUUGGCUGUAGUUAGGACUGGGGAGCCGAAUGCAUGAUUUAAAAAUAAAAUCCUCUGAUUAAACACGAA